Messenger RNA from Leptomonas pyrrhocoris, 1949 nucleotides. RefSeq lists its product as hypothetical. NCBI's taxonomy places the organism in Eukaryota, Euglenozoa, Kinetoplastea, Trypanosomatida, Trypanosomatidae. Gene Ontology annotation, molecular function: protein binding. Bases 429 to 1949 code for a protein of 506 amino acids. The record is from RefSeq and is a predicted model, not a curated record. The transcript has a single exon.
AGCGUAAACACCCACACACACAUCCAUACACGCCCAUCUCCUUCUACCCAAACCCCAAUCUCACACCUCUCAUUCUCUCGCGCCACCGAUCCUCUUCUCCUUCCCAUUGAUUACUCGCAUUCCUCCCUGUGUAAUCUCCCGCUUGUCUUUUUGCAAGCCUUUGCUGUUGCUGUCCGCCCCUCCGCUCAUCACGUCCCCCUUCCACCCCGCAUCUUUGCAGGACUUCUCCCACGCACCCACAAACACGCAGCGGACGAUAUCGACCUGUGUCGCUUCACAAUCGAUAUUCGUUUCUUUCAUUUCGCUGACCAACCGUGUUUGUGCUGUCCGUUGCGGUAGAAAGCCGUCCUCACUGCCCACUUCCUCUCUCUCACUCAAGAAAGAAAGAAAAAACAAAGCCAGAGCACCAAGUCGGGCAUUGCAUACUGAUGACCGCCGUUGCGGCGCCUGUCACGCACGCCGCCGGUACCUCUCUCCCCAUGGUGGCCCAGACCGCCACCGUUGAUCUGUACAGCCUCGUCCAGCAGGACCCGCUGCACAUCGACCUCUCCCUCCACCCGACCGCCCUGUUCGACCACGACAACCUGCAGUGCUUGACAACGCACCUGCUGCAGUUCGGCGCUGUUGAGAGUCUCGACCUCUCGAACGCGACUGCGGAGACCGAAUUGCUGGAACAGCUGAUUCGCACCGCCGAGGCGGGAGGAGUGGAACGGGUAGCGCACCUCAGCCUGCGCGGCGCACAACUGCACCCGCUGCAACUCGACCACCUGCUGAAGGUACUCAAGACCCGCGCCCCACAGCUGACCUCGCUCGAUGUCAGCGACAACAGCCUUGGUGACGCUGCCGUGGAGGCGCUGGUGAAGUGGGUGCCCGCGUCGUUGCAAUCGCUGCGGGUCUCCUCCAACUCGUUCUCUGCCGCGGCCGUCACGCAGCUCCUUCAGGCGUUGACAGCGGCGAGGCUUCCGUGCCUCACCACACUGGAGCUGAGCGGCAACAAGUUUGACGCCAAGACGUGCCGGGCCCUCAGUGUGCUGCUGACCGCAACGGAGGCCCGCACAUCGCUCAAGACGCUCUGCCUCGCCCACUGCGGCCUGGAGGCGGCGAACGCGUCGUGCGUGGCGGAGGCGCUGCACACGUCCGCCCUGGAGCUGCUGGACGUGUCGGACAACGACUGCCUUUUGUGCUUCGUCUUUCCGGCGGAGCCGUCGAGGCCUGUUGGGUUUCCCGCCUCGCUGCGCGUCCUCUCCGUCGCGGACAACGCGUGCAAGCGCACCGCCGUCGCCGGCGUCGCCCAGGCGCUGCGUGGCUGCCGCGAACGGCUUGAAGGGCUCUUUCUGUCGCACACGCUGAUGGGCGAUGCCGCCUUCGCUGCCUUCGCAUCCGGUGUGGGCAGCCUGCCGGCCCUGCGUGUGAUGGACCUCUCCCACUGCGGACUCACCUACCGCAGCGGAAAGGUGCUCGCGCAGCAGCUGCCGAUGUCGACGCAGCUGGAGGAGCUGCGGCUGGCGGACAACAUGUUGGAGGUGGAGGGCGUGAUGGACUUCGCCAGCGGGCUGGAGCGGAUGUGCCGGCUGACGCACCUCGACCUCGGCUCCUGCUACCUCGGCAACUGCGGCGCCGUCGCCGUCGUGACCAGCAUGCUGCGCAGCUGCGCCCCGCUGGAGUGCCUCGACCUCUCCGACAACGGCAUCAAUGACGCUGGCUUCCGCGAUGUGUGCAACCUCCUCUCGCGGCUGACCUGCCCGAAGCUGCGCCGCUUCGUCGUGUCGAAGAACGCGUGCACCACGUGCACGCAGCGCAGUCUGGUGGAGAUGAUGCACGGCCGCCAGUCCACGUGCCACGUCGUGGCGGACGAGACACCGCUGGAGGAGGUGGCGAGCAGCAGCAGCUGCUGUGGCAGCAAUCCUUCAUCGACCUUGGCCAGCAUGACGAACUCCAUCUUGGAGUGA